This is a messenger RNA of Monodelphis domestica (gray short-tailed opossum), 4020 nucleotides long. RefSeq names its product 3-oxoacid CoA-transferase 1 (gene OXCT1). Gene Ontology annotation, cellular component: mitochondrion. Gene Ontology annotation, molecular function: succinyl-CoA:3-oxo-acid CoA-transferase activity. NCBI's taxonomy places the organism in Eukaryota, Metazoa, Chordata, Mammalia, Didelphimorphia, Didelphidae. The record is from RefSeq and is a predicted model, not a curated record. Gene Ontology annotation, biological process: ketone body catabolic process.
GUUUUGCCUCUAGGACUUUUGCAACAAGCCAAUAGCUAGCUAACGGAGCAGCCAGGGUACCUCGCAACCCAUUCUGUACAGGUCAGGAGAAGAGUGUGCUCCCACUUCUCUUUAACUCUCAAGUUCGGCGGUGCCCUGCAGGGGGCUGCUCGCCCCGCCCUCACCCCCCGCCCCCCGGCCAGACGCCCGAGGGUUAAAGAGGACGCCCAGGCGUGGCGUCUGGGGUAGAACUUCGAGCCCUCCCCCUGUCGACACUCCUUCCUCUCCACCCCGCCCCUCACGCGGUGACAGCGGGGCCAGACGUUUCUCUGUAGCUGCUCUCUAGGCGCCCGCUCAGGAGCAGUUGCCCCCUGGUGCCCUUGCACGGGCUCCCCUUCAUCCCUCCGGGCUUGUGGCCACCUUGAAGAUGGCGGCUUACAAACUCCUCUCCUCUGGGCUCAGGCUCAGCAUCUUCUUCCCCAGAGCCAAGGGAAGCCAGAGCGGACCCGCCCUAACCAAGGGGUGGAGUUGCUACUUUUCCACCAGCAGCUGCCAUCAUACUCAGUUUUAUAAGGAUCCAGUGGACGCAGUCAAGGACAUCCCCGAUGGAUCCACAAUCCUGGUUGGCGGUUUUGGACUAUGUGGAAUUCCAGAGAAUCUCAUAGGAGCUUUAUUGAAGACUGGAGUAAAGGGACUAACUGCAGUCAGUAAUAAUGCAGGUGUUGAAGACUUCGGCUUGGGUCUUUUACUUCAGAGCAGGCAGAUAAAACGCAUGAUUUCCUCUUAUGUUGGAGAAAAUUCAGAAUUUGAAAGACAGUACUUAAAUGGUGAAUUGGAAGUAGAACUCACACCACAGGGAACACUUGCAGAACGGAUUCGCGCAGGGGGGGCUGGAGUUCCAGCCUUCUUCACCAGUACAGGGUAUGGAACAUUGGUGCAGGAAGGAGGAGCACCCAUCAAGUAUAACAAAGACGGCAGCAUUGCAAUUGCCAGCAAACCAAGAGAGGUGAGGGAGUUUGAUGGCCAACAUUAUAUCAUGGAGAGAGCCAUUACAGGUGAUUUUGCCCUGGUAAAAGCCUGGAAAGCAGAUCGUUCAGGAAACGUCAUUUUCAGGAAAAGUGCAAGGAAUUUCAACUUGCCAAUGUGUAAAGCUGCAGAUACCACAGUGGUAGAGGUUGAAGAAAUUGUUGAUGUUGGAUCAUUUGCUCCAGAAGAUAUUCAUAUUCCCAAGAUUUAUGUUCAUCGCCUUAUAAAGGGAAAAUCAUAUGAAAAAAGAAUUGAGCGUUUGUCAGUUCGAAAGGAUGAUGGGAAAGCCAAAUCAAAAUCUCGAGAUAAUGUAAGAGAAAGAAUCAUCAAACGAGCAGCCCUGGAAUUUGAGGAUGGCAUGUAUGCUAAUUUGGGUAUAGGAAUCCCCCUUCUGGCCAGCAACUUCAUCAGUCCUGACAUGACUGUUCAUCUACAGAGUGAAAAUGGAGUCCUAGGCUUGGGUCCUUAUCCACUGGAGAACGAAGUUGAUGCAGACCUGAUUAAUGCAGGCAAAGAAACAGUCACUGUUCUUCCAGGGGCCUCGUAUUUCUCCAGCGAUGAAUCAUUUGCGAUGAUUAGAGGUGGCCAUGUCGACCUAACGAUGUUAGGAGCAAUGCAGGUUUCUAAGUUUGGCGAUCUGGCCAAUUGGAUGAUUCCAGGAAAGAUGGUGAAAGGAAUGGGCGGUGCCAUGGACUUGGUGUCCAGCUCAAAAACCAAAGUGGUCGUCACGAUGGAGCAUUCAGCGAAGGGAAAUGCACACAAAAUUCUGAAUAAAUGCACAUUACCGCUGACUGGGAAAGAGUGUGUGAACCGUAUCAUUACUGAAAAGGCCGUAUUUGAUGUGGACAAGAAAAAAGGAUUGACUUUGGUUGAAAUCUGGGAAGGACUGACAGUGGAUGACAUAAAGAAGAGCACUGAGUGUGAUUUUGCCGUUUCACCAAAUCUCAUGCCAAUGAGGCAAAUUGCAACUUGAAGUAUGGACUAAACAGCAUUUAUUCCCAUUGCCCUGUGGAUUUUGGAUUUUUUAAAAAUCACAUAGGAGUUAAUGCAAAGAAGAGGAAAUCCAUGUCACAUUUAUACCUAUUUUCUAAGAACUUUUUGCCUAGCUUUCUUAUAGCAUCUCAGGUUCUUUAUAGCGCUAUAAACUUUUGUUCUCUGUCAAUGACAUAUAUGUAAGCAUUUCUUAUAAGAAUAAAUGCUUGCUGAAGAGGCUGUCUUCUACAAGUGGUGCUCACAUUAAAUGUUGCCUUCUGGUUUACUGUAUUUAGGUAAGUUUGUAUGUGAUUAUGCUAAGAAGACAAUCAUGUAGGAAGAAUUUUGUCAAAAUGCUUUCCUUCAUAAUUGAAUUGAGAUAAAAUGUCACCAUCCCAAGCAAAAUCAAGGCAGAAUUUUACAGAUGGUUUUGGCAAGCAUAAAGAGAAAUUUGUAUAGAAUAUACUUAAAUUAUGAAUAAUGACUUUUCCUAAUAUAACUCUUCCCCUAAACUCCAUACCCCCGAAUUUUGCCUUGGGUCCUCAACAAGGAAGGCUGGUAUCCCUAGAAGGUCACCACCUCCUUUCAGGAAACACAUUUUUCCAACCCCAUUGUAGCUAAACUGGAAUUCCCAGUUCUUUAUAAAGUGAUGCAGGAAAUUUUAUAAAGGAAAAGGUGAAUUUAUGUUGGAGAGUGAGGCUGAUUUAUCGUUUUAUCCUAUAGGUAGGACUAUUGAGUAGUCUGUAGUAGUUUAUUUCUUCCUUCCAAAAUCAAUUUGUACCUGAAAAUGCUCUUACAAUUGUUCCAGGAAACUAAUCCACUUAAGAGUUCUCAUGAUCAUAAAUAUUAAAACAGUCAUACAUCGUUCAAUAAAAACAUUCAUUGGAAUGCCCCAUCUGGUUCCUUUAUGGAGACUCUGGCAUCCUUCUGAAGCCAACAGGCAUGACGAGCCAGAGAAAAGUUCAUAUUUAGAAGUCAAAGAAUCUCUUUUUUCCAGCAUUUCUCGCUUCUUCUCAGAGCAGACUUGAAACAUUAAAUUAAUUCUUCCAUUGUCAUGGAUGCUCCCUAAAAUGACUUACAUUGGAGUCCUGAAAAAAAAUUCUACAUUAAUAAAGAACAAUUAGAAUUCCCCAUAAUGGAAACCAUCCAGUGCAUCCUUAGUGUGGUGCAUCUUGUACAUUUCAUUUUAUUCCGUGCUCCUCUGAAGGUGACCUUCAGUGCUAGAUUAGAUUCUCCCCCAGAUGGAUGCUCUUAGAGGCAAACUGGAUAUUAGACCCUCUAGAAGUUAGAAAUGACAAAGAAUGAUGUGGAACUCCUAACCCUUUGGAUCCAAAACUGUGAGCACAUUAUGAUGGUCUUACUGUUAGAAUUGCAUGUGCUUGUGCUCAGAUAUUGGUUGUUUUUGCUCAGAUAAGGAGAUACUUUGUCAAGGAGUUAAUGAUAGAGGAAAGGAUCUACAACCUUUCUAUUAAUCUAUUUGACUAAUGCAAAAGUUGAAUCCUUAUAUGAAAUACAGACAUGCAUAUAUACACAUAUGUACAGACAUAUUCCAGAUAAUCAUGUACUGCCCUAUAUAGACUACUGAACCUAAAUAUAGUUUUGGAAGUGACUGUAGAGAGCAUCUUUUUUUUCAAAGAUGAAGAAACAGCCCCAGAUAAAUAAUUUGCUGAAGGUCAUACAAGAAGUAAGUUCCAAAGUUGAGCUGAGUCUAGGAGCCCUCCCAACCUAUACUCAUAUUUUACUCUAUACCUUGCUGUCUCCCUGAUUCAAGAACAAAAUCUUUCUGAUAGCUAGUGAAAAGGAUUUUUCCAAGAUUGUGAAAGGGAGUAAGAGGCAAAAUAUAUGGAAAUCAUUCAGUAUUUGAAGUGGCUAUUUCAUUGUAUAAACUUGAUUGCUUCGUUAUUUCAAUCUACUAUGAAGAAAAUAAAGUAAUCUUGACUCUUCCCAACUGACAUGUUAGAUCUGAUUUGCAUGUGGUUAUAGGAAGGCAAUUAAAGAGUGCUGUAAACUCUGAAAUUUAAUAAAUAGAUAUUUGUGAAAGAA